This is a messenger RNA of Plasmodium vivax (malaria parasite P. vivax), 453 nucleotides long. RefSeq lists its product as hypothetical. NCBI's taxonomy places the organism in Eukaryota, Apicomplexa, Aconoidasida, Haemosporida, Plasmodiidae. The transcript has a single exon. Bases 1 to 453 code for a protein of 150 amino acids. The record is from RefSeq and is a predicted model, not a curated record.
AUGCAGUACAACCUAAUUGGGAGCAAAAUAAACAACCACUACGUGGUGGACCCCUACGUGAGCCUGCUGUACCUGAAGAGGGCUUAUAAAUUCCUGAGGCUGCUGAAGGACAGCGGAGGGGAGGCAAUCAUUCUGGGCAACAAGCACAGAGAGGUCCAUUUGGAACACUACUUUGGCAACGUCCAGCGCAAGGAGACAUGCAGCUUAAACAUUUUAACAAACGUCACGAAGAGGUAUGAUCUGCUGAUUUGUACCGACCUGCCGUUGUUCUAUCCCUACAUGAGGAACGUCCUCAUCCCGAAAAUGCUGGUUGCGGACGGGGCGACCUUCGUCAAGUACAAGACGUUUCUGCACGCCUUCGACUACUUCAUUCCGCUGACGGGUGAGAAGUUAGACCGGCACCUCCACUACGUGCUGGCGCGCAGGUACCUCUCGGGGGGGGAGCUACGUUGA